AUGCUGACGAGCAUUCAACAUAGGAAUCUCGUUCGCCUCGUCGGAUGCUGCUCAGAAGGCUCCCAGCGCCUGCUUACCAUAUCGAUUGCAUUGCUUGCUCGUGUCACACUCAUCAUUUUAACAAACGGUAAUGGAACAGGGAAGAACGAGCUAUGUUUAGACUGGCAGACGCGAUUCCAAAUCAUUGUAGGAAUCGCACGAGGAUUGCAGUACCUGCAUGAGGACUCCAACUUGAGGAUUGUUCAUAGAGAUAUCAAGGCCAGCAACAUCCUCCUCGAUGAGAAAUUUCAACCUAAGAUCAGCGACUUCGGUUUGGCCAAGUUCUUCCCAGAGGAUCAAACUUAUCUCAGCACAAGAUUUGCAGGAACUCUAGGGUAUUGUGCACCUGAAUAUGCUAUGAGAGGAGAGCUUUCUGCAAAAGCCGACAUCUAUAGCUUCGGUGUUAUUGUGCUGGAGAUCAUCUGUUGCAGAACCAACACAGACCUUUCUCUUCCGAUCGAGAUGCAAUAUCUUCCGGAAUAUACAUGGAAGCUAUAUGAAAGAUCAAGGCUGAAUGAAAUAGUGGAUCCAAAAUUACUAGAAGGAGCAGUGGAGAAAGAAGUGUUGCAGGUGUGCCAAAUUGCUCUGCUGUGCCUUCAGCCAUAUCCAGACUUGAGGCCCCCAAUGUCUGAAAUAGUGGCCAUGCUGACUUGCAGGGCUGAGAUAUCUUCGACUCCUGUGAAACCAACAUUUUUGGAGAGGAAAGCUAGGGUUAGCAUCAGGUCUCCAUCACCCUAGUUUGUUCAUGUCAGAAUAUCUCUCUCUCAAUAUAUGCAUAUAUAUGGCAACUGCAGCUAGCGCAACCCCUAAUUAGAUCUUCCAGAUUUGGAUAGGAACUGUAAGGUUGUAUAUUUCGAGGGGGAAGGUUUGAGCAAAUUGAAUAAAGAUA
Messenger RNA from Zingiber officinale, 928 nucleotides. RefSeq names its product probable LRR receptor-like serine/threonine-protein kinase At1g56140. Gene Ontology annotation, molecular function: ATP binding; protein kinase activity. Lineage: Eukaryota; Viridiplantae; Streptophyta; Magnoliopsida; Zingiberales; Zingiberaceae. The transcript is spliced from 4 exons. The coding region runs from base 1 to 777 and encodes 258 amino acids. The record is from RefSeq and is a predicted model, not a curated record. Gene Ontology annotation, biological process: protein phosphorylation.